Elaeis guineensis (African oil palm) is the source of this 957-nucleotide messenger RNA. The record is from RefSeq and is a predicted model, not a curated record. Lineage: Eukaryota; Viridiplantae; Streptophyta; Magnoliopsida; Arecales; Arecaceae.
GCUUAGCUUUGAGAUAUUUUGCUUUCUGAUCCGCAUCUAUAUUGCACAUGUAAGAUUAGAGAAGAACCAAUGAGCUUGGACGGUGUUAUUGUGAGAGAGAGAGUGUGUGUGUGUGUUUGGGAGAAAGAAAAUUAGGAAAACGAUACUCUCCGAUUACCUCCUGUCUAAUAAUUUUUUAUUUGGCCAAUAGGCUGAGCCGCUGAGUGGGAAAAAAAAAAAAAGGUUCGACGCUUUAAAAUCAUGCGAUAUGGAAUCACAUAACCUGUUCAUCUCGCCAAAGGAUUUUAGGAUUUUUGUAACCUAUCUCAGCAGCAAUUCGCCGUGUACGAAGUCUAUCCACCCAUCCGAAGCGGACGGUGCCGCCGAAGAGAUGGCUCUCCUCCUUUACUCAGCCGUCCCCUUAACGUGGGAGAAGAGGUUUUCCUCUCCGUUCCUCGUUAUCUCGCCUUCCAAUUAUAAGCCCAACAAUAAGAGAGAAACAGGCACGCGUCUCGGAGUACAAGCUUUCUUUAACCCCUUUGAAGACCAACCCAUCAUCAAAGAUGCUCUCAAGGAGCCGGUGGCCUUCAUGGGUGGGAUGUUUGCUGGUCUCUUGAGGCUUGAUUUGAAUGAAGAUCCUCUUAAGGAAUGGAUCACGAGGACUGUAGAAGCCUCUGGAAUUGCCGCCGAUGGGGAGAUCGUUGCAGAGGAACUGAAGCUGGAAGCUGAAGAAGAUGCGCCUCAGCAGAUUGAAAUCGAAUGAGGUCCCCUUGUUCUUUUUACCAUGCCAGUCUAUAUACUGUAAUAUAUCUCCUUUGCAUAAGAAUCUACUUGAGAUUCUUCUUUGGAUAACAUGGGGCUUCGUUGUGGAAUUUCUUCGAUAAUGCUUAGCUAUCAUGUUUGUUUUUUUGGCUGUAUCCAUCUUGUAACAAAUCUGGCUUUUAUUUGCAAUCACAGUGGCUGGCUGAUUUUAGUCAA